Molecule: messenger RNA, 423 nt
Organism: Fusarium musae
Lineage: Eukaryota; Fungi; Ascomycota; Sordariomycetes; Hypocreales; Nectriaceae
Exons: 1
Coding region: 1-423 (140 amino acids)
Source: RefSeq, a predicted model, not a curated record
AUGUCCGAGACACAAGCUCCCUCUGACGCCAAAGUAGGUUGGAACCAGCUGUUAAGCAACAACGGCGCUCCCUAUCGCGUCAAGGCCUCUGACUACGACAUUGCCGACAAGCCCGCUGAUUCUGCGGAUGAGUCCGGUCCAAACUUCGAGAACGUCAAGGUCUACUGGACUGUAGGCAGCGAGGGAGUCACCUCUCGGGAUGUCCAGUACGAGACUGGCAUCACCUGGUACAAACUCGACUGGGCAGAGUUGCGGUCUCCUUUCACCUACAAAUUGACCAUUGUCGCCCAGGAUACCUACAACUACGUCUUCUACGACGAGACGGGCGAUGGUUAUACUCUUGGUGUUUGGCAAGGUGCUCGCACCCACAAUGUUGAAUACGGAUCUCGAAAGCCCACUAUCGUCAGCAUCUCGGGCCCUUAG